Messenger RNA from Parnassius apollo (apollo), 777 nucleotides. NCBI's taxonomy places the organism in Eukaryota, Metazoa, Arthropoda, Insecta, Lepidoptera, Papilionidae. The record is from the annotation of a GenBank genome assembly.
AUGGCUAGUCCAUCUCCACAAAGCAGCCCAAUGCCGCCACCGCAGGCUCCCAGUCCGAUGGGUCCGCCAACCCAAAGUCCUGCGCCACCGCAGUCACCACAUAGUCCUUACAAUCAGCAGCAUGUUAAUGGACCGCCGCCGUCUCAUCCCUCUGCUGCAGGGCAGCCACAAUUACCUAAUCACAUGCCAUCUUCUGCCCCUCCUCAUACAAUUGCAUCAAAUGCGAAUGGGCAGCCUAGUGUACCACAACAACAUCCUGGAAUGCCUCCAAGUGGACAUCAACUUCCGCAACAUAUGGUUGGACCGCAUAUAACAGGACCACCUGGUCACCCUGGGUCUCACCCUCCUGGACCAAAUGGUCACUCAAAUUCAGCUCAACAUCCAAGUAUGCCAAGUCAAGGCCCUCCACAUGGCUACAUGCAGCAUCAGAUUGGUCAUUUGCCUCCUGGUCAGGGGCCCAUGAGUAUUGGUGGCGGACCUCCUCCUCCUGGUAAUGGGCUGCAAGGACCUCCGGGCGUACCUCUGAAUCUUGGAGGGCCCGCCGCCGCAUGGCUUGCAUCCAUCAGGCUUGCCACCGCUGCCGUCACAUCAUGGAAUGCUACAGUCUACUGGACCACAUUCUGGUGGUUACGCCCACUCUCCCAACCCGGGCUCGAGUGCAGCUUCAACAGCCCCCCCUCCUUCACAGUCUCCAGCUGGCGCACCAACUCAACACCCACCAUCAGCGCAAACGCCACCUCAUGGACAGAUUCCACCUUCAGCCACAUCAUCAGCUAA